Cornus florida is the source of this 772-nucleotide messenger RNA. RefSeq lists its product as uncharacterized. The transcript has a single exon. The record is from RefSeq and is a predicted model, not a curated record. NCBI's taxonomy places the organism in Eukaryota, Viridiplantae, Streptophyta, Magnoliopsida, Cornales, Cornaceae. The coding region runs from base 29 to 646 and encodes 205 amino acids.
ACUCCUUUCAUAACAAAGGGCCUGAAAGAUGGGUGAGCACACCAUGCCAGGCUCCGGUGAAUUUCUGCCAUACUAUCAACAGACCGCCACUAGACCGGUGGUGGUGGUGUCGCCGCCAGGCGGAGAACUCUCCGACCCCAGCGUUGUCGUUCCCACCGACCACGUGUUGAGCCCUGGCAAUCCAAGCCCUACCUCAAGCAGUCAACUGAACCCCAAGGGCUGCAUUUCCAAACCAAUCCGAAGGCGGACCAGGGCUUCCAGGAGGACACCCACAACCCUCCUCAACGCCGACACCACCAAUUUUCGCGCCCUGGUGCAACAGUUCACUGGCUGCUCUAGUGGUAAUUCCUCCUCACACGGGGCUCAGAGAGGCCCUAUCAACUUGAGUUUUGGAGAGACGAGUGAUGAGCGCGUUGUUUCGGUGACUUCUAUGGUGGCGUCUUUCGGAUUGAAUGGUUAUAAUCAGCAAACAUGGCCUGAUCAACAGCAGCAGCAGCAACACCUACAAGAACAGCAGCAACAGUUUAGCCAAGAACCACAUGAACAAGUGUAUGGUGGUCAAGAGCAGCAAUAUAGUGUUUUCUCAUCCGACAAUAGUAAUAUUGUUAGUGAUGUCUAUUUCCCAAAUGAUAGUUAUUUCUUUUGAGGAUGGUGAGGAAAUUUAGAUAUUGUUGAAUUGUGACAAAAUUUUUAUGCAUGCCUAGCAAUGUAAAUUUUUUUUAAUUAAUGCAUGCGCAUUCAUGUGCUCUUGUUCUUAGUGUUUUAUUGCUAA